GCGAGGUAGAGGAGUGCUCUGGGGCAGUGGAAUGUUUUUUGGAGAUAGAGGGUUGCUGUUUGUGCUUUAGAUCUCCCCAGAACAUGUAAGAGAACAGGGGUAUAAAUCAUCCAUUGUCAAACAAACAGUCCAGCUGAACUGAAAAUGCAUGAGGGUUUUUAAACUCACAAACCAAGAAUGCUUCUUCAAAAGUGGACUUGUCUGUGGCCCUUUUGGUUCCUGGUUUUGCUGGGACAUUUGCAUGAUUGCAUGUGCUCUCUGGUGAAGACCAACCAUGGCCUGCGGGUGAAGAGAGGCCAGUCGGCUUUCUUGCAGGAAGGAGACCUACAGUUCCACAUACCCAGAGAAAAGGAUGCCUGCAAGCUGGAAGUGGUUCUGAAUGAGCCUAUUACUCAACGUGUUGGCACACUGUCUCCUCAGGUUUUUGACUGCCACUAUUUGGCUGAUGAGGUGAAAUAUACGCAUAAUGGUUGUCCUAUUUUAAAAGAAGAUACUGUCAGACUUCGAUUGUACAGAUUCACAGAGACAGAGACAUAUAGUGAACUCUUCUCACUCCAUAUUGAGAUCAUGGAACCUGACUGUAAUGUUAUAAAGUUGGGACCACAGACAUUGCACGUUCCAGAGUUCUAUGGUCUUUCCAAUAUUCUUGAUGGUAAUGUGAUGUCCUUCCACUAUGAGCACCGACCCAAUAUAGAGUGUACCAUUAGGGUGAUGACACCAGAUUCUGGUCUACCUGGACAUGGUCAGCUGGUCACUGGUGAACCUGUCAAGUUAGAAGGGCCAAGAGGAGAUGAACCAGAUAGCUUUGUGUCAGUUAGACAACAAUUAGAAAAUAAAGCCAGAGCCAGAUGCAAGAGUGAAGACUGUUUGAAAGGACUUAAACUAGUGACAAUAACAAAAGUGUCUUGUGAGGAAUUCCUAAUAAUGGGAAUCCGCUAUCAGCAUAUCGAUCCUCCAUCACCUGAUAUUGAUUACAUUGCUGUUAGACUGGACCUCACAGAUACAAGGAGCCAGAGUAUAAUCCAGUCAGAGCAAGCCUGGAUCCCAGUUGCCAUUAAAGGCGCAGUUCCCAACCAGCCCCCAAAGCCUGCUUUCAUGUCCAUGUUCAUCCUGGAAGUGGAUCAAUUCAUCCUGACUCCAUUGUCCACAGCCAUCCUUGAUGCAGUAGAUGCUGAGACCCCAAAGAACAGGCUGGUGUUCAAUAUCACCAAGCUUCCCAGUGAGGGAUUUAUUACGCACUUGUCUGAUCAUACCAAGCCCAUCUCAUCCUUCACCUGGGUGGACCUCAAUGAAAUGCUUAUCAGCUACCAGCCUCCCAAUUCCAGCCAUACACAACGCAGAAACUAUGAGGUAGAGUUUGAAGUCCAUGAUUUCUACUUUGAGAAAAGUUCACCUAUUAUGGUACAUGUGUCAGUCAGGACUGCAGACACAAAUGCACCAAGAGUGUCAUGGAACAUGGGUCUCAGUCUUUUGGAAGGUCAGUCUCGGGCCAUCACAUGGGAUCAGUUGCAAAUCGUUGACAAUGAUGAUCUGAAGGCUGUACGAAUCAUAACUGUGGAUGGCUUACAGCAUGGAAGACUAACUGUCAGAGGUGGAAAAGGGUUCAUGUUCACUAUAAGUGACAUUAAGGCUGGAGUGGUACGCUAUUACCAUGAUGACAGUGAUACCACCAAAGACUUUGUGGUCUUUCGGAUCACUGAUGGCCGCCACCAGACAAGGCACAAGUUCCCAAUUAACAUCUUACCCAAAGAUGACAGUCCACCAUUCCUUAUCACCAACAUGGUCCUGGAACUCUCUGAGGGACAAACAGCUCUUCUUAGAGGUUCUAUACUUCAAGCUUCAGAUAUGGACUCCAGUGAUGACUACAUCAUGUUCAACAUCACUAAGCCUCCUCAAGCAGGGGAGAUCAUGAAGUUACCAGGCCCAGGAAUUACAGGUUAUCCUGUGAUGCGAUUCCUACAAAAGGAUCUCUUUCAUUCCAUUGUUUACUACAGGCACUUUGGCAAUGAAGUAUUUGAUGACUCUUUUGAAGUGGUGUUAUCUGAUUUUCAUGAUCCUCCCAAUCUCUCAGAGCCUCAGGUUAUUGUGAUUCAAAUACAACCUGUCCCAGAUCAGCCACCUAAAGAGGCCCCAGGAGUAACUCGACAUCUGAUUGUCAAAGAGACAGAAGUGGUUUAUUUAACCAAGCAGCAGUUGCACUUUGUCGAUGUAGAGUCACCAGACUGUGAGCUUACCUACACUGUUACCACCCCACCUUUCUACACUACCAUUAAUGGGGCACAUGAUGCAGGGCGACUAUUCCUGGUCGACAGCAUCCCAAAAUUGGCUAAGGAUCCCAAUGUGCCUGUGCUUAGGCUUUUUACACAGCAUGCUGUCAACUACAUGAAAGUGGCCUAUAUGCCUCCUAUUCAAGAUAUCGGGCCUUUUCCUCAACAUAUUAUGUUUGUAGUGUCUGUAACCAGUGAGCACGGCCGAACUACCACUGGAAUCUGUUUCAACAUCACAGUGCUUCCAGUGGACAACCAGCUCCCGGAGGUACACACAAAUGAUUUGAUUGUGGAUGAAGGGGGAAAAUGCUGGGUCAGCGCAGCUCAAUUGCACCUGACUGAUGUGGAUUCUCUAGAGGACUCGUUACAUGUGGUGCUGAAGAGAAAGCCUCAGCAUGGGGAAGUAUAUCUGGAUGGAGCGCCCUUGGGACAAGGCCAGACCUUUACUAUUAGAGACCUGAAAAGCCUAAAAGUUAGAUACCACCAUGACAGUUCAGAGACAGAGGAAGAUAACAUUGAAUGUACAGCCACAGAUGGGGUGAAUUCAGUUGACUUCAUUUUGCAUGUAAAGGUAACACGAGUUAAUGAUGAAAUGCCAGCACUGGUGCCAGGCUUGAAGACCGAUCUAGAGUGUGCAGAGGGACAGGAAGUGCUGAUCACCAUUGAGUACAUCUGUGCAACAGAUGUCGAUAGUGAUGACAGCAAACUGACGUAUCUGAUUGCUCGUCAGCCAUAUCAUGGUGUAGUGCUAAGGAAUGGUAUAGUGGUUGACAGGUUCUUUCAACAAGACUUAGAAGCCAGGAUCAUCAGCUACAAACACACAGGCCUGGAGGUUGGAUUACUUCCUCGUCAUGACACCAUCACGUUCGUGAUCUCUGAUGAACAGACGGAUCCAGUUUCUUCAUGCUGCUUUGACAGACCCCAGUCUAACACACAAACUAAACAUCCCCAAAAUUCCUUGCUAAUCUACGACCUGAAUAUUACUGUUUAUCCUGUGGACAACCAACCACCGUCUAUUGUUAUUGGUGAAGUGCUUCAGGUGGAUGAAGGAGGCUCUGCGGCUAUCACUGAAGUACAUAUAGGAGCCUCUGACCAGGACACUACUCUGGAGGAACUGCUUCUUGUAUUGGUGUCCCCACCACAGUUCGGCUAUAUUGAGAACAUUCUGCCUAGUCCAGGGUUUGAAAAGAGCAACAUGGGAAUAAGUAUUGCCUCUUUUUCCUACAGGGAUGUUCUAAAUGGACACAUCAACUAUGUGCAGUCCAGACACCAAAGGACUGAGCCCACUGCUGACCAAUUUAUGCUAUACAUCUCUGAUGGUGAACGCCAAUCUUCUGCAAUCCCAUUCUACAUCAUCAUCAAGCCAACAAAUGAUGAAAAGCCAGAUUUUCUAGCAAGGAACAUUAGUGUCAGAGAAGGAGAUAUGAAGGAGUUGGAUGCCUCCAUUAUUAAUGCUGUGGAUUUAGAUGUUCCAAGCGACCGAUUAACAUUUCGCAUCAUCCAGCAGCCCCAGCAUGGGGCUAUCAUGGGUGGACUUCAUGGUAAUGAUGUGGCCCAUUAUAAAAGAUCUAUCCAGAAUCAUGGAACAGAGGUUCAGAUCCAGGUUUUCACCAUGGAAGAUCUUAGAAAUGGUUUGACACUAAUGUAUUUGCAUGAUGACUCAGAGAGUGAGCAGGACAGCUUCAUCAUCCAGUUGUCUGAUGGAAGGCACCAGCUCCAGAGGCAGAUAUCUGUCAAAGUGAUGCCCAUCAAUGAUGAGAAGCCCUGUGUCAUUAGAAACACUGGCGUCGAGGUGGAACCAGGAGAAGCCAGAAUUAUUUCCGGUGCUGUUCUAGGUGCUCAUGACAAUGACACUCCCUCCACUAACAUCAUCUAUGUGUUUGAGAGUGUUCCUAUUCAUGGCUUGCUUCAGCUUAAGGCAGGCCUGGAGUGGAGCAUACUAUCAACAGGAAUGAACUGUUCCCAGGAAGCUGUAGAUAUGAACUUGCUACGCUACCUACACACAGCUCGGGGUGGAGCUCACACACAAGACUUUUUCAUCUUUCAUCUAGAGGAUGGCAGGAACCGUUCUCCUGCGCAACACUUCCACAUCUCACUCAAGGAGUUAGAGAAAGGAGACAUAGCGUUGUUUGUGAAGCCAUUGACGGCUAGCCGUGGAGAGCAUGUAGUGAUCACCACAGACGUCUUGUUGGCUGUAGAUGGUACUGAUAAGCCAGAAGAGCUGCUCUAUGUGAUCACUGUGCCUCCAGAACAUGGUCAUAUGGAGUACAUCAAACACACAGGCAUUCCCAUACACUCUUUCAGCCAGCUGGACAUAGUGGCUAACCUGGUGUGCUACGUCCAUGACAACAGAGCUACUUCACCUAGAGAGACGUUGCAUUUUGUCAUCAGUAAUGGAAAAUCCACACGUAAUGGUUCUCUGGAUAUUUCGGUGGAGAUGACAGACAGAGUUCUCCCUACAUUAGCGCAGAAUGCUGGUCUCCAGGUUCCUCAGGGUUCCACUAUUACUAUCACCACUGAUCACCUGCAGCUGUCUGACCCAGAUACCCCACCUUAUUCCCUGAUCUUCAUGCUCAUGCAGCCUCCACAGUAUGGUCAGCUUAUUGUGAAAGGGAUCCCUUUAGCUUCAAGGAGCAACUUCACACAGCAGAAUCUACAGGACCUGGCUGUUGCUUACAGACACUUGGGUGGAGCUUCUCAGAUUGACCGCUUUACGUUCACUGCUUCUGAUAGCACAGGAAGAGGCUUCCUGCUAGGAGGAAAGGUGCAGACAGAACCAGUCUUCUUUUUUAUACAGAUUGAAACACUGGACCAGUCUGCUCCAAGUGUGAUCGUGCUUGAGACACUGUGGAAAGUGGAGCUUCUGAAAGAGGGACGUUAUGGAAUCUUUAUCUCAUCCAGAGAAUUAAAGGCUCAGGAUACAAAUGCUGCAGAUGAGAACCUCAUCUUCCACAUACUCAAAGCUCCUUUCUUUGGAUACUUGGAAAACAUAACCAAUGGUGCAUUUGUUCGGCAGAGGUUCACUCAGUGGGAUCUGAACAAGAGGAAUAUUCUGUACAUAAUUAACCCUUCCCUGGAGGCCUUACGUGACAGUCUGGAGUUUGCAGUUUCUGACCAUCUGGGCAACACUGGGCCAUCUCACAAGUUAGAGUUCAGCUGGGCCAGUGUAGAGCUGACCAAGACAGAGUACCAUGUGUGUGAAGGCAAAGGACCACUUUCUCUUACAGUUCAGAGGAAGGGCAACAUGCAGGACUCAUCAUACGUAAUGCUCAAGGUAAAGGAGCUGACGGCAGCUAUAGGAAAGGAUUUUAUUUCGGCUCCAUCAACUCUGAUUCAGUUUGACCCUGGUGUGGCUAGUCGGCAGUGGAAGGUAGAGGUUGUGCAGGAUUCUCUGGAAGAAGCUGAGGAGAUGUUUGAGGUGACACUGGGUUCUCCUGUAGGUGCAAUACAGAGAGGAAACAACAAAACUGUCAUUACGAUAAUAGACAACAAGAAUGCACAGUGUGCUGAAAAAGCAUCCCCCAGAGGACCAGAUCUUGGGGGUAAAGAGGUCCAAGCAGGGCCGUACCCCAAACACGGCUCCAUCCAGGUAGAGACUUUACCUAUCACCGUGCGAGAUGGGGCGGAGACCGUUAGAGGAGAUAACUUUCUUCAAGUUAUUACCCCUGUCUCCAGGAAAAGACUAAGAACCAAUGGCAAUGGAAAGUCUAUUCGACCUUCUUCAGUUAUCCGAAGUGGAUCUGAUGUUCUUUACACAUAUCAUGGAAUAAUGUCACUGACGGUUGAAGAUGAAACUUCGCCCUUGAACUCUGCAAAGAAUGCACAAGUCCAGGUAACCAGUAGAGGGCAGCAGCGUUCCCAAUUAGUCAAAACCACAAGCCACCUUUCAGCAACUCCUACACGUGACCAUCAGGUACAGAAUAUUUUCUCUAGGCCUGAGUCUAAGGCCUGCACUCCAGAGCUGGCAGGUUUUCUCCAUUUUAAUGCAAGUUUAGGUCAACUCCUGCAGUGCAAUGGGAUCGCUUGGAAACCCUGGGCUGCUACAGAUGAGGCUGUGAAUGCGCAGAAGUGUCCACAGGGUUGGACUUACCAUCGCCGCCACUGCUAUCUGCUGAGCACAGAGCGAAAAGCCACAUGGAGCGAUGCUGUGACGACGUGUCGGGAAAGCUUCCAAGGGAACCUUGUAAGUGUGCUAUCAAAAGCAGACAUGGACUGGCUCUGGGACUUUAGUGAGAGAAAGCCCUUCUGGAUUGGUCUGAAUGACCGGGAGAAUAAAGGCCAGUGGGAAUGGGCGGAUGGAGAGCCAGUUACUUACACCAACUGGAGGCGUGGUCCACCCCCAAUUAGAGUCAAGAGCAACAAGAAGUGUGUUUUGGUUUGGAGGAAAACAAAAUGGCAAAUCCGGGAUUGCAAGAAUGGAAAGGGACACAGAUUUGUGUGCUAUGUAAAAACAUGAGCUGCUACUGAUUACCAAUUAAUUUAUACCUUCUGUUACUUGUUUACAUCAUGAUAUGAGAUUAUCCAAUAUAUGAUAUGAUAGAUAUAUAUUGACUCUGUCUGAUAUGAAUAGCAGAUAAACAAAUGUUUAUCAGCAGAUGUAGACAUUAGUACCUCCACUGUGUGAAACAUUUUUUUUUAAUAAUCAAAACUAAAGCUAAUUAAAAUGAUGUUUGUAAUUAAAAGCAUUACUGCAAAUGUAAACACUACAUGAUAUCAUACUGCAUAACGAUUUCAUGUAUGAUGAUAUGUACAGUACAUUGCCCGGCCCAAGUCUCACUUGCAACAUUCCCUUAACCCCCUUUAGCUUUGAUUACAGCACACAGUGUGGUGGUGAAUUCAUGUGUAAAAAUAAUUCCUAAUGCUUUUAGAAUCACACUUUCACAAUCUGAAUUCUGGAAUACUGCUGUGCCAUCAUCGAAGAAAAAAAUCCAUAGAUAUGAUAACCUGGUCAUUCAGUAAAGUCCAAUGAGGGUUCUUAUCGCAUUGUAUGCAUAUAGAAAUAUCCUUACUUUGACUAUUAAACAUAGUUAUGGUUGUCACUGGUCAGUUUUUACCAAGUGUUUAAGUGAUUCCCAUUCAUGAUUUUAUCUGACCACAUUUCUUCCACAAAGUUGACCGUUCAGCACUAUCCUAAGUUUUGAUAAUGUGUUAAGGGGUUCUUUAUCCAGUUAAAGUACAGUCAUUUUAAAUCUCCUUACUUUUAUUGAUUGAGCCAUAUAAUUCGACACUUCUUAACACACACACACACACAGUAGUUUCUGUGCAGAAGUCUUGAGCCACCCCUUAUUUUAAAUCAUUCAUAUUAAAUAAAAUGUAAUUCUGUAGCUUUAAGGAAUGGUAACAAAUGUUUUAAUGCAACAGGCUGACUAAAGUUAUCAGAGAAUGAAAAUGUAAAAAUCAGUACAUGUACAACCAUAGCAGCCUCCUCAUUUCCCCUCGUCUGUUCCAACGACUCGGCGUUCAUAGUACAUCACUGGUGUACUAAUCAUCAGCAUGAUCAUCUGCACCUGUUUAUCAGUGGCUCAUGCCUUUAAUUAGAUUGUUUUUAUGAUUAAAUUUAUACUGGUCAGGGACAGCCAACAAAGCCAUAUGUCAUAUCAGUAGAUCAAUAAAUCCUAGCUCUGGCUGUGGAAGCAAAAUAUGAAGAAAAGAGGGAAGGCCCAAGACAUAGUACUGUAUUUUUAUAUAGUGUGCAAAUAUUUUACUGGAUAUAAAAUUAAUUUAAAAACACUAUUGUUUAGGUUUAUAAGUAUGUGUGUUUUUUUUUUGUCCUUGUGUAUAUGCAUACUGUAGUCAAACAGCAUUAAAUAUGUACAUUUAAAUUGGAUUUAUGCGCUGGAUGUAUAUUUAAAUAACAACAAAAAAAAGUGCAUGAACAUGUAUUUCCCCCUCACUGUAUGUGUAUUAUAUACUGUACCUAAGCUUGGGAUUUGAAUGCAUUCUGCGCAUGAUGUCGUCAUAAAUAAAAGAGAUUUCCCAAUUUGCUUGCAGCUGUACCACUGAAACAAUAUAUGUACUAAACCAAUAUAUGAUCAGAGGCAAACUGUACCGGAAGUCUUAUCAAAUUAUUUUAAGGCCAUUAUGCCACGGAAUCAGUAUUACAAUCAAAUAAAAAUCAUUUAUUAAACAUUUGUUAAUCAGUAGAAAUGAAACAGCAUAUGAAAGAAAUUACAAAUAAAAUAAGCUAUUUUCAGUAUUUUCAGUUUGUUUACAUAAAAAAUAAGGCACUGUUUUACUAGCGUCUGUCUAUUAAAUGUACAAAACAUAAUCAUACUUUAACAAAAAUAAAAUAUUACAAAAAAAUUUACAUUGC
Clarias gariepinus (North African catfish) is the source of this 8580-nucleotide messenger RNA. RefSeq names its product Fras1 related extracellular matrix 1a (gene frem1a). Lineage: Eukaryota; Metazoa; Chordata; Actinopteri; Siluriformes; Clariidae. Bases 178 to 6723 code for a protein of 2181 amino acids. The transcript has 37 exons. Gene Ontology annotation, cellular component: membrane. Gene Ontology annotation, biological process: cell communication. The record is from RefSeq and is a predicted model, not a curated record.